AUGGCACCAUUGGCAGACAUCAAAAGCGUCAUUGACUACAAUGAUAUCACAAACAACGACUACUCUGAAAAACAAUCAUACGCAUUGCAUUAUGAGAGACCCGUGCGAAAAGUUUCGUUUUCCAAAAUGGUUACGGAAUACGACAUUGAGAGGGCUUCGGACUUUUCUGACGAAGAGCGACAAGCGAUCUGGUACUCCAUCCCACAACUUCGAGAAAUCAAAAAACAAGCAAAACACACUGUCCAAAAGAUGGAGAGAGGACUGCUUGACACCAGUGAUGACAAUUGGACAUUCAGAGGCCUUGAAAGCAAAACAACUGAAGGAAGUCAACAAAAAUACGAGGCCAGAAGGAGUUCUUGGGGUGCAGUAUUCCUUCAUCAAGAUCAGCAAGACAUCCAAGAUAUUCCGGAUCCUGAAUUUCUAGCUGAAAUGUAUCGCGAGCACACAAAAGUGAGCCAAUGCCUUGCGGAACUUCAGGGAAAGCAAGAUGCCGAAGUCGCACGAGAAUAA
Messenger RNA from Cylindrotheca closterium, 510 nucleotides. The record is from the annotation of a GenBank genome assembly. NCBI's taxonomy places the organism in Eukaryota, Bacillariophyta, Bacillariophyceae, Bacillariales, Bacillariaceae.